Messenger RNA from Cladocopium goreaui, 1700 nucleotides. The record is from the annotation of a GenBank genome assembly. Lineage: Eukaryota; Dinophyceae; Suessiales; Symbiodiniaceae.
AUCAACUUGUAGCUUGAUCCAUGUUAUUCAUGUGGAAGGGCAGGAGAUGGCCCAACAGCUUGAGAAGCUUCUAACAGAAGAGACGCGAGCCGGCAAGGAGGCUGAAGCCGAGCUGUUGGCCCGAGAGGAUGAGAAGGCGAAACUGCUGGUGCUGCUGAAGCACAAGGACUGGCGCCUGCGGCAAGAAUUGUUGUGUUCUGGGCGUUUGCGGCGAGCCCUGCACAAUGCCAAAAGCUCUGCUGGGUACUACAUGCUGCUGUGUGCACUUCGUAGCUGGCGAGAUCUCUCGAAACGGAAAAAGUCGCAGCGCAAGGUCGAACGAGCCAAGGUCAGCUCUCAGGAAGCUCUGCUGCGCUUCUCCUGCCGUAUGAUGGCUGUGCAGUUGCGCCGUGCAAGUGCAAAGCCUUUGGCAGAGGCAAUGCACAGGCUGUGGUUGAACUCUACAAGACCGACAGCAGAGCCGCAGGACAUGACUGGGAUGUCCUUCACGGCCAAGGAAUUGUCUUCCCGUCAGACAAAACACGCAGGUGGCAAAGACCGACUACUUCUGGUGCCGGUGUCAAUCAAGACUCAGGUACCGGAGGAUGAAGUCUUGUGGGGAACGCCAAGAAAGCCCUUGCUUGAAGUCAAGUCUCCGUCUUCAACACCACCUGGAAAUGCUUGGAAGAACAAUUUUCAUUUGCGAUCGCCCUUCAGUGAAGCAUCCACAAGGGCAACAUCUAGUUCAUGCCCAAAAGCCUCGCUAGCAGCUUGUGCAGCUGCAGCACGGCUUGCCAUUGUGUUCAAUCGCGCCACCUUGCGAUGUUCUGCCCAUGCUUGGCGAAAACUGCGGGCGAAUGCCACUGUUGCACUUCCUGAAGCUGAUUCAGACUUGUGGAAGUGGAAGGAGCCCUGCACACAGCUUCAAGACGUAGCGAAGCGUUUGGAGGUUGUUCCAGGGAAAAAACAUGAGGAACGAGAGGUGCGCCACAAAGCGUCGCAAAGUGCCCUGGACGCCGAAGAGUGGAGGGCGCGCUCGAGGACUUUGGCUCACGAGCAAGCUUCAAAGGCAAGAAGAGUUGCCACGGAGCCUGUACAUCUCGGACAAGAAGCAUUUCUAGAUUUACAGGCUGCCUGGCAGCGUGAACGAGACGAGUGGGUUGCAACUUGCGAUAAACUGCGCUGUCAAACCCUUGCUGCUCAAGGGGAAGCCGAGGCAGCACGCCUGACUGAGGAGUUGCAGUCUUUGCGUGUGAAGCUGAGCGAGGCAAGAAGAGUUGCCACGGAGCCUGUACAUCUCGGACAAGAAGCAUUUCUAGAUUUACAGGCUGUCUGGCAGCGUGAACGAGACGAGUGGGUUGCAGCUUGCGAUAAACUGCGCUGUCAAACCCUUGCUGCUCAAGGGGAAGCCGAGGCAGCACGCCUGACUGAGGCAGAAGCCGCUGCGGCGGCAAAAGCGAGACAGCAAGCUGAGCCCAACCAAGUGGAGGAAGAUCGCUUGCAUUUGCGUCAGCUUCACUCCCAGCUUCAGCAGCUCAUACACGCGGCCAAAGUAACCGGAGAGCUCGAGGCGAAAGCUGCCAAGGCUCUGUCCGAAGCCGCAGAUGAGAGAGAGGACCUCCCAGGUGGGCUUGAUGAGGUCCUGGCCUACCAGACCCUGGUGGCGCGGCUCCGCUCGGAGCUGCGCUGGGAAAAGGAGCGACGCCACAGUUGCGACGAGG